Messenger RNA from Penicillium maclennaniae, 333 nucleotides. RefSeq lists its product as uncharacterized. The record is from RefSeq and is a predicted model, not a curated record. Bases 1 to 333 code for a protein of 110 amino acids. Lineage: Eukaryota; Fungi; Ascomycota; Eurotiomycetes; Eurotiales; Aspergillaceae. The transcript has a single exon.
AUGUCCAAGCUCGGCAUGUGCGCCGAGACCAUGCCUCUUCUACGAUCCGUCGAAAUGGGCGUCGAGAUUCUGGAAGCUAUGGACGAAUCCGUCGUGGCACGCAAAUCCGUGGAAAUAAUCCGGCAGUACCUUCGAGAUUUCAGAGCCUCUGGAGCCCAGCCGCCAGCUGCUGGCGCUGAUGUUUCCGAAGACAUGGCUGGAAAUGAGUCAGGCAUCGGCAAUGGACUUGAAAUUCCUGAGUGGGCUUAUGGAUUCGGGUUCCCCGAUUACUCAUUUGACGGAAUCGCCCGGCUAUUUGAUGAUCUCGAGGGGCUGCCUAUGUUGGAUGGUUAG